Messenger RNA from Diorhabda sublineata, 577 nucleotides. Its product is annotated as tRNA-specific adenosine deaminase 2. The record is from RefSeq and is a predicted model, not a curated record. The coding region runs from base 1 to 531 and encodes 176 amino acids. The transcript has a single exon. Gene Ontology annotation, molecular function: tRNA-specific adenosine-34 deaminase activity. Gene Ontology annotation, biological process: tRNA wobble adenosine to inosine editing. NCBI's taxonomy places the organism in Eukaryota, Metazoa, Arthropoda, Insecta, Coleoptera, Chrysomelidae. Gene Ontology annotation, cellular component: nucleus; cytoplasm.
AUGGAACAAAGUGAAUUAUCAGAAACUGAGCGUUUUUAUAUGGAUAAAGCAUUUUUUUACGCUAGAGAAGCUCUAUCUGUUCAAGAGGUACCAGUUGGCUGCGUUUUUGUUUAUAACGAUGAAAUAGUAGCAUUGGGACGUAACACGGUGAAUGAAACUGGAAACGCUACAAGACAUGCAGAAAUCAACUGUAUAGAUACUGUAAUACAUUAUUCCAAAAUUAAUAACCUAAAUUAUCAUAAUGUUUUCGAAAAGACAUGUGUUUAUGUUACGGUAGAACCUUGCAUCAUGUGUGCAGCUGCUUUAUAUGAUUUGAAAAUCAACACAAUCGUGUAUGGUUGUAAAAAUGACAGGUUCGGUGGACAAACCGUAUUUAAUGUUUCAACUGUGUUGAAAACUGUUACUAAAGUCAAAGGAGGUUAUAGAGCAGAAGAAGCCAUGGAUUUGUUGAAAGAAUUUUAUAAAGGGGUUAAUCCUAGUGCACCACCUAAUAAAGUUAAAAAGAAAAAGAAUUCGCUUUCUGUUAAGUAAGAAUGUACUUUCAAACAGAUAUAUUUGAAAAUUAUAUUCUUCACAA